GAUCUCUCUGACCAUUGCAGGAGGCUUGGCGGCAGCAGUGGCAGCGGCAGUAAUGGAAGCCUCACAGCCAAGUGGCUCAACGACCCCCAACAUCAGAAGCAUCUCAGGAGUCUUUGUGGGGGCUUCUGGCAAGACCACGAGCCUGGCACAAGCUCUCCAGGACCACCUGAUCCAACCGGAUGUUGCCCUGGCCCUGCUGGAAGCCCAGGCAGCCACAGGUGGCAUCAUUGACCCCAAGGGUGAGCGUCUCCUCCCUGUGGCGGAGGCCCUGGCAGUGGGAUUGGCAGGGCUGGAAAUGAAGGAGAAGCUGCUGUGCGCAGAGCGGGCAGUGACAGGUUUCCCUGACCCCUACACAGGGGAGAAGAUCUCCCUCUACCAAGCCAUCCAAAAAGAGCUGAUUGGAAGAAAGCUGGGCUUGCAUCUCCUGGAAGCCCAGAUAGCCACCGGAGGGGUCAUUGAGCCUGUUUCUGGCCAUCGCAUCCCUCAGCAAGAGGCCUGUGCACGGGGCUAUUUGGACGAGGACGUGAGCGACUCCCUCUCUGAUCCAGGGAACGAGGAGGCCAAGGGCUUCAGGGAUCCCAAUACUGACCAGAGGGUCACCUACACAGAACUGAUGAGAAGAUGUGUUGCAGACCCAGCCAGAGGCCUGCUCUUGCUGCCUCUCAAGAUCUCUUUCCCUGGACUGAGAGGGGCUGUGUGUAGCCGGGAGCUGCUGGAUUCUGGAAUCAUUGACUCCACCACAUUUGAAGCCCUCCAGAAGGGGGAGAUGACAGUGCAGGAAGUGGCAGAGAUGGACUCAGUGCAACAGUCCACGUCGGAGAUCACCAGCAUUGCUGGAGUAGCCAUCCUGCCAACGAAUGAACGCAAGAGCCUUUACCAAGCAUUAGUAGAGCACCUCCUCCCUCCUGGCACAGCUGAAAUUCUGCUGCAGGCUCAGGUGGCCUCAGGCUAUUUAAUCGACCCUGUAAAGAACACAAAAUUAACUGUGGCUGAGGCCAUCCAGGCAGGAGUUGUUGGGCCGGAGCUGUUUGGGAAAUUGACUUCAGCUGAGAGAGCAGUCACAGGAUACAAAGACCCCUACACAGGGGAGACCAUCUCUUUGUUUCAAGCCAUGCAGAAACACCUGGUGCCCAGGAACCCAGGCCUUUUCCUGCUAGAUGCCCAGCUCGCCACGGGAGGCAUCAUUGACCCACACGCCUAUCACCGACUUCCGACAGAGAUGGCCCUGCAGAGGGGCCACUUGGAUGAAGAGACGUACAAGCUGCUGUGCAACCCUACGGACGAGGCCCGUGGAUUCUUUGAGCCCAACUCAAAGGAGAAGUUGUCCUAUGGGGAGCUGCUCUUGCGGGGCGUCUCUGAUUCAGAUACCGGGCUCUGCCUCUUGCCUCUUGCUGGAGAUCAUGAGGGGAGUCAUACCUUCAUUGACCACAAUACAAAGCUGGCCCUGGAAAACACCACGGUGUCGGUGGCCUCCAGUAGGUUCAAGGGAAGGCCCAUAUCCCUCUGGAAGCUCCUCUUCUCAGAAUACCUGACAGGAGAGCAGAGGAGAACUCUUAUGCAGCAAUUCUCCUGCAGGUUCCUUUCUCCUCAGCAGCUGGCUGACAAAAUCCGUCUCAUGGUGGAACAAACCGUUGCUGACUCCCGGGUCACCUUUGAAGGCCUGAGGGAAAAGGUGACACCUGCCCAGCUCCUGAGCUCUGAAAUCAUCAACAGAGACUUAUUUGAGAAGUUAACGCAGGGAGAGACCCUGGUCAAAGACGUGAUUAACAUGGCCACAGUGAAGAAGUACUUGGAAGGGACUGGCAGCAUUGGUGGGCUGCUCCUGCCUGACUCCCAGGAGAGAAUGAGCAUCUAUGAAGCCAAGAGGAAGGGCUUCCUCCGCCCGGGGACGGCACUUAUCCUCUUGGAGGCUCAGGCGGCCACAGGACACAUCAUUGACCCCGUGGCGAAUGAGAGAUAUUCUGUGGACGAGGCCUUGCGUGGCAACAUCAUAGGUCCAGAUGUGUAUAGCAAGUUGCUGGUGGCUGAGAAAGCAGUGACUGGCUAUAAGGAUCCUUAUACUGGGAGCAAGAUCUCCCUUUUCCAGGCAAUGAAAAAAGACCUCAUCGUGACAGAACAUGCCAUUCGCCUUCUGGAGGCCCAGAUCGCCACUGGAGGCAUCAUUGAUCCUGUCAAUAGCCACCGCCUCCCAGUGGAAGUGGCCUACAAACGGGGCUAUUUUGAGAAGAAAAUGAGCCUGAUCCUGUCAGAUCCCAGGGAUGACACCAAAGGCUUCUUUGAUCCAAACACCCAUGAGAACCUAACUUACCUACAGUUAAAGGAGAAGUGCAUUGUGGAGCUCACCACAGGCCUCUGCCUCCUGCCACUCAACAGCAGGAAGCACCAACCCCUGGAUGAUGCCACCAAGCAGGCCUUCAGGAGCUCCUGGCUCUUUGUCAAACACGGGCGCUUCCAAGGACAGAGAGUCUCCUUGUGGGAUCUGCUGAACUCAGAGUAUUUCAGUGAGGGAAAGAGAAAGGAAGUCUUCAACCACUACAGACUUCAGAAGGUCACCCUGGAGCAGAUCUGCCUCUCUCUUGAAGAGGAAAUGAAGAAGUGGGCUUGCAUCCAGUUCCCAGCUCUCAGAGGGAAGGUCAGCGCUUACCACCUGCUGGAGAGAGGCAUCAUUGACCGGACGCUCUUUGAGGAGAUCCUAGAUGGAGUGGUGAGCCCAGAGGACGUGCUGCGCCUGGAUUCAGUCCGAAGGUACCUCUAUGGCAUGGGAAGCAUAGGGGGAAUUCUGCUGCAACCCUCCAAUGAGAAACUGAGCCUCUAUGAAGCUAUGAAAAGGAACAUGGUGGUGCCUGGAGUUGCCCUGCCCUUGCUGGAGGCCCAAGCAGCUACUGGGUUCCUUGUGGAUCCAGUGAGCAGCCAAAGACUUUCCCUGGAUGAUGCAGUGAAGAAAGGCCUGGUUGGCCCUGAGCUUUAUGAGGUGUUGCAGCAGGCUGAAGAAGCUGUCACUGGCUACAGGGACCCCUUCACCGGCAAGAUAAUCUCCCUCUUCCAAGCAAUGAAGAAAGGCCUUUUGGCAGACAGGAAAGCCAGGCAGUUGAUGGAUGUCCAGCUGGCUACUGGGGGGGUCAUUGAUCCACACAGCGGCCACUAUGUCCCCAUAGAAUUUGCCCAGAAAAGUGGCUACCUGGAUGAGGAGUUUGGGAAAACCCUUUCCAACCCGAGUAGUGAUUCCAAGGCUUUCAGCACCCUGGACAGGAAAGAGAGGGUCAGCUAUGGGCAGUUGAUGGACCGGUGUCAGAAGGAGGCACAUUCGGGCAUUCGGCUCUUGCCUCUGGCACAAACAGCUUCUGCUUGCUCCACUGAAGAGCAAGUCCAGCAGUGCUUGAAGGAGACCUUCAUUGAGGACAAGGGGGUCUCUCUCUGGGACCUGCUGAGUUCCGGCUACUUCACUGAGGAGCAGAAGUCAGACUUUUUGGAUAAGCAUAGCUCUGGAGCAGUCUCCCUUCACCAGCUGGUCAGCCUUGUCCAGCAGCUUAUGAAUGACAUAGAAAUGAAAGCUAAGACGCAGGUCACUUUCCAAGGUCUGAGAGGAGCAGUGCCAGCCGUCUGGCUCCUGGAUGCAGGCAUCCUUUCAGAAGAGGUGUUUACUGAGCUAGCCCAGGGCAAAAGAUCACCCAGCGAAGUGUCUGAGAUGGAAAGCGUCAAGCUGUACUUGCAGGGCACAGGGAGCAUUGCUGGAGUUUUCGUUCAGUCCUCCAAGGAAAAAAUGGGCAUUUACCAAGCUAUGCAGGAAAGGCUCCUCUUGCCAGGGAUGGCAGCACAGCUGCUCAGAACCCAGGCAGCCACCGGCUCCAUCAUGGACCCAGUGUCUAAUCGGCGGUUUGGUGUUGAGGAUGCCAUCAAAAGUGGCAUUGUGGGAGAAGAGCUGAUGGAAGAGCUGCUGCAAGCCGAGAGGGCGGUGACCGGCUUCCCUGACCCCUACUCAGGGAAACCAAUCUCGGUGUGCCAGGCUAUCAGGAAGGAAUUACUCCCUGCCAGGGUGGGCAUCCCCAUGCUCGAGGCUCAGCUGGCCACUGGAGGAAUCAUCGACCCUGUUCAUUGCCAUCACCUGCCCCUCCAAGUGGCCUUCAAGCAUGGCUUGAUUGAUGAAGAAAUGCAGAGGGCUCUUUCUCAGGACAGCAAGGAGAGCCAGGUUUUCUUUGACCCGAAUACCCAGGAGAGCCUGACCUACCAGCAGCUGAAAGACAGGUGCAUCCAGGACCCUGAGUCGGGGCUCUGGCUUCUCCCACUGACCGAAGAGAGGUUCACUUUCAAAGGCCUAAGGAAGAAGGUGUCAGCCAGCGACCUCUUCCAGUCCCAGCUCAUAGACAAGAUGACCCUGGACGAACUCCAGCAGGGGAAGACAACUGUCCAGGAAGUCAGUGAGAUGGAUUCCGUCAAGCACUUUCUGGAGGGGUGCAACUUCAUUGCAGGGGUCCUCAUAGAACCAGAUCAUGAAAAAAUGAGCCUCUACCAAGCCAUGAGGCAAGGUCUGGUGAGACCAGGGGCAGCUCUGGUCUUGCUGGAGGCCCAGGCAGCUACAGGGUACCUCAUUGACCCAGUAAAGAACAAGAAGCUCUCUGUGGAUGAAGCAAUGGCAUCAGGGCUGAUUGGAAAAGAAAUUUAUGAGAAGCUGCUGAGUGCAGAAAAAGCCGUCACUGGAUACACAGAUCCCUACACCAAAGGGCAGAUCUCUCUCUUUGAGGCCAUGAAUCAGGAGCUGAUUGUGAGGAGCCAUGGCAUCCGCCUGAUGGAGGCACAAAUUGCCACAGGGGGCAUCAUCGACCCUGUGCACAGCCACCGCAUCCCCGUGGAGGUUGCUUAUAAGCGAGGCUACUUUGAUGAAGACCUGAACCGCAUCCUUCUGGACCCCACAGAUGAUACCAAAGGCUUUUUUGACCCCAAUACGCAUGAGAACCUCACUUAUCUUCAGCUUCUGGAACGCUGCACCCAAGAUUCAGAAACUGGGCUGUACAUGCUGCAGGUUGUCAGAAGAGGGGAAACCUAUUUCUACAUUGACGAGGCAACAAAAGAAUUUUUGAAAGCACAGACUAUGCAGGUACAGGUAGGCCGGUAUAAAGGCCAGGCAGUCUCUCUGUGGGGCCUCCUCUGCUCCCCAUAUAUCCAUGAACAGAAGAGGAAAGAUCUGGUCAGGCAGUAUAAGGGUGAGAAGGUCACUUUGCCACAGCUCUGCAAAACCAUCACCGCCAUUGUGGAGGAAACAGAACAGGCAGCCCAGAAGCUCAAGCUGAAGGGGCUGAGGGGGCAAGAGGUGUCUGCCGCAGAGCUCUUCAAUGCAGAAAUCAUUGACAAGGCAACUUUGGACAGACUGCACCAGAAGACCCUUCCUCUGCAGCAGCUUGCCCAGAGGGACGCCGUGAAGCGCUACCUGGAGGGGACAGGCUGCAUUGCAGGUGUCUUGGUAGCCGGACAGGGGUUGAAGCUGCUUGCCUAUGAGGCCAUGAAGAGAGGCUUUCUCUCCCCAGAACAUACUCUGCUACUCCUAGAGGCCCAGGCUGCCACAGGCCUCCUCACUGAUCUGCUGGAGAAGAAGCCCUCCUCAGUUGACCAGGCCAUCUCCCUUGGGCUGGUUGGGGAAGAGUUUCACAAGGCACUCCUCCUUGCUGAGAAAGCCAUUACUGGAUAUACUGACCCCUCCACAGGAGACAAACUCUCCCUUUUCCAAGCCAUGAAAAGAAACCUGGUAGAGAAACACUAUGCCCUCCGGCUGCUGGAGGCACAGGUGGCCACAGGUGGAAUCAUUGACCCUAUACACAGACACCGCCUCCCUGUGGAGGUGGCUUGCAGACGGGGCUACUUGGAUGAAGAAACUUGCCUCCUACUAUCUGAUGAGGGGCUUCUUCCCAAAGGAUUUAUAGAUCCCAAUACCCAGGAAAGGAUUACCUACACUCAGCUCCUGCUCAGGUGUACCAAAGAUGCAAAGACAGGUGCAUACCUGCUGCCGUUACGAGAGAAGAGGGAAUAUAUCUUUGUGGAUGAACAAACUAAGCAUGUCCUCUCAUCUUGCAAAAUAAAAGUAGGCCUUGGGAAAUACAGGGGACAGCCCAUUUCCCUUUGGGAACUUCUUUCUUCAGACUAUGUUACAGAAGAGAAGCAGAAAGAAAUGAUAAAAAAGUAUAAGGAGGGGAACUGGGCAGUUCUGCAGAGUAUCACAAGGCAAAUACGGAAGAUCAUAGAGGAAAGAGAAGACCACAGAAAAGACAUUUGGUUCCAAGGACUACGGAGGCAAGUCACAGCUUCUGAGCUACUAAAGGCAGACAUCAUUAAUGAAGAAGUUAUGCACAAUUUGGAAGCAGGAACAGAGAAAGCACAAGAUGUAGCAAAGAGGGAUUCGGUGAAGAG
This is a messenger RNA of Notechis scutatus (mainland tiger snake), 6396 nucleotides long. Lineage: Eukaryota; Metazoa; Chordata; Lepidosauria; Squamata; Elapidae. The record is from RefSeq and is a predicted model, not a curated record.